UCUUUCAGCCGCAGGAUCUGCAUGUCCGAUGCUCUUGGUUUUCUCCGCAGCUGGCGCAGGUUCCUCACGGUGCGUCAGAUGAUCGCUGGUUCAACGAUGCUCUCGUAGCUUGGGAGCAGUGGUGUCGGUCGGAUCAGUCCAAAGCUUGGUGGACAUCCUCAUUGUGGGAAUCUACGGAAGACGACCGGUCUCGCUGGAUGUGCUUUAACCACCCGCAAAGCCUACGGUCUUGGGAUUGCAGAGGUCACUCCUUUAAGGUCACCCCUUUAAGGAUCUCUUCUACAAUUGCAGAAAUGGAUUUGGCUGCCAUUGACCCAGUUCUGCAGAAUCUCGGCAAGGAUUAUUUUUUCCUCUUCUGUAUUCGCUACUCAAGCGAGUACAUCUAUCAUAUGAGCAACGAUAGAGUGGUGUAUCAUAAAGAACCCACCUGCGCGGCUAUUAUGGACAUCAUGGAGAGAUGGUACAUGUUUCCGGUCCCCUCCAAAGUAUUGAAAAUGGGAAUGGAGAACAUCAUCUGCCUGACCUUCCUGCAACCUGCAUUUACGGCAAGUAAGAAAUCAAACAUUGUCGGUGGGAUGCUCUGUCCGAUUGCUAACACUUAUGGACUGAGCGAUGAUGAAAAGGAGGAGCUUAGGAAGCAGUUUCAUCGAAUGGUCAGGCGCCUGCUGGCUGAGUCCCCAACCCUUGCAACCCUGUCAUGCAUCAUGCAACCGCUGACCUUUUACUUCAAUGCAGAAGAUGAGCAGGAAAGACAGCUGGCUAUCAGCACCAUCCGUGAUUUGCUGGCAUAUGCAUUAAAAUUCAACAACAUGCCUGGGAUAGCAAUAAAUGGAAUUCUUACGCCAGCGGUGUCCGAGUUGUUCAAUACCAUCAACGAAGGCAAGUUGUCCAUUCUGCAAGCACAGAACAAACCCACAGGGCUCACUCUCCACCCCAAAGCCAUCCUUGGCAGCCUAACUGGGGUCUGAGGAGGGCUCACUUCUUUGCUGUAACACACCUGCCUCAGGUU
Molecule: messenger RNA, 1009 nt
Organism: Podarcis raffonei (Aeolian wall lizard)
Lineage: Eukaryota; Metazoa; Chordata; Lepidosauria; Squamata; Lacertidae
Exons: 9
Coding region: 198-968 (256 amino acids)
Source: RefSeq, a predicted model, not a curated record